This is a messenger RNA of Portunus trituberculatus (swimming crab), 8466 nucleotides long. RefSeq names its product adenylate cyclase type 8-like (gene Adcy8). The transcript has 29 exons. Gene Ontology annotation, biological process: cAMP biosynthetic process; adenylate cyclase-activating G protein-coupled receptor signaling pathway; intracellular signal transduction. Gene Ontology annotation, molecular function: adenylate cyclase activity. The record is from RefSeq and is a predicted model, not a curated record. Bases 1566 to 7157 code for a protein of 1863 amino acids. Lineage: Eukaryota; Metazoa; Arthropoda; Malacostraca; Decapoda; Portunidae. Gene Ontology annotation, cellular component: plasma membrane.
UACAUGGAGUCAGUCUACCGCGGGACAUUGUGGCGUGCGGGUGUGUCUCAGCGCGGCACCGGCCCUCACUCGUACUGUGCUGGAGGUGUGUUGCGCGCCCUGCCUUGCUCGCCUCAUGACGCUGCCUCUCUUUGGGGGCUUCAUCAUGCAGGAGGCAAGCACCUACAGACUACUUGUAUAAACUUGAGGAAGAUAAGGUCUUCUCCCUGCAGUGUCGUAUAUAGGUGGAGGAGGCGUUGAUCUUUGCGCCACAACCACCACCACCAAUACACCAGCAUAAGGAACAAGUCUACUGCCGAGAGAGAGAGAGAAAAAAAAAAAAGAUACCCAAAAGUUACCAAGACAGGACACAGGCAAAGAAACGAGAGCCAGUGAGUCAUAUUUGUAGAGGAACGGCACAUAUGAAAACCACGUGACCCUGGAGGUGUUGUGAAGUGUCAGGUGAACCUUAUACGUGACGCGGUGCACCUCCUGGACGCUUAGGGACGUUGUGAAGUGGCUUAGAGUGAUUAGGAAACCCUGUCAGUGUAUCUGGAGGCAUCGUGUGCUGGACCGGGCGUGGGUGAAGGCGAGGAGCUGAGGCCUGACUUGAGGAGGAGGUAUUGACGACCUUGCUCCUGUGUGUGUGUGUGUGUGUGUGUGUGUGUGUGUGUGUGUGUGUGUGAGGGGAGGACGUGCUGUUUACCUCUCACUUGGGCACCACCACCACCUCCUCCUCCUCCUCCUCCUCUUCCUCUCACUUCUCCGUCGCCUCUCGAAGCCAGUCACACCAACCACCUGUUCCAUUCUCGAGGACAAAUCACUUAUCAUACAGUUACCUAGCGUCGACGCCUCAGCACAGUCUCAGCUUCCACGCAUCCCACCGGUCGGCCUCCAUCAAACCCCGUACUCUGCCACCCACCCACCGGCCUCCACACGCCCACUCCUUCAGGUGUGGGUACGCGGCGGGGCAUGGCGGGGGGACUGACACGCUGAACCACAGUGUGUGGCAGCGGUGAGGUCAUGCCAGGCCUCGUGCCCUCUGCAGCCAUGGAGGCGGCGGCCGCUGGCACCGAGGAACUGACGCGGGGCCACAGCUGAGCAUCCCUCAGGCGUGUUCCCGCUGGCCGAACUGACAGCGAUGUGCGUUUCCGGUAUUCAAUAUGGAUGAAAGAGUUAUGAAGUAUUCCUGAAGUGUCUGCGUCAUGCGAUUCGUGCAGUGGAGUUGCAUCUCAGAACCUGCCAUUACCGUGCGUCACUAAGAGGCGGAAAGUGUUCCUCUCUGGUGACCUCUGUGAGUCACACACACACGGUGACGCACCUGUCCACCCACUCACAGACGAUGGGAGACUUGAAGGUUGAAGGUGGUGGCCGGAUGGUGAAUGGUGGCGGUGACCUGAUAGUGAAGGAUGGUGAGAGCAACGACGCCCAUGAGACUGACAGCGGCAUUCACAGCGGCGACGACGUGGUGGACCGCGGGUGUGGCGGGGAGACAGGACGGGGAAGACGCGCCCGGCAGCGGGAGCCUCACCGGGAAGGUGACGUAGAGACAGUGAUGGAUGGAGCUGUAGAGGAGCAGGCGGAGAAUGAGGAGACAGGAAGAUAAGAGCUGGGAGGAGAUGUCUUUUAGCACCAAAGAGGCUGAUGACCUGAAGGUGAUCGACUUGGACCAAGACGCGCUAGGACACAGAAGACAAUUGAAAAACUUUGACAGAAAUUACAGCGGAGACAGAAGAGUGUCGCCGAGAUAUGGUUAUGUGGAUACGAGUGAUAAAGAUUCAGACGCUGAAGGGGCGCUGACUGAUGGGCUGGUGGCGGCCUCGGCGAGGGACCGCUGGGACGCCUCCCCGGAAUGUUACAAGGUAUCCACGGACAGAGCUGUGUAUGGGAGAGAAAGUGAAUCCCCGGACACCGACAUCACGGUGCUGAUGCUCGACCACUCGAGGAGUGGCAGCGAGAGAGGCUUGGAUGCCAAGUACAGCCUCCCGCCGGACCCAGAGGACGACGCAGCAACACCGGCCAGUAAUGUGUCUCCUGUGUCUUCACCUGUCCACGGGGACGGUGCAGAGUCACCCAUGCCCGACCAUAGAGAGUCCACGUGGUCACAAGCUUACGGCACAAACCCAGAAAUACGCAUUCGUAAAGACUCAAGUGACUGGAAUGAGUCCCGCACGCCCUCUCCUCCCUCAGGCGAGGGCAGCAGGUCGCCAGAUAACAGUUCUGCUGACGGGCGCUACUCGGUCAAUAAAAAGUUCGUUUCGAAGUCUUUAAGCGAAGGAACGAUACAAUCGGACCCAACGAGAGGCCGAGUCUUCCCUUCACUGGGAGAGAACCGCGGUUCCUGCAGAGGGGCUCAGUGCAGACUUGAUAUCCAGGAAGAGUUACCGGAGGACGUGGAGGACGGCGGGGAACGGGAUAACCGCGAUACCAAGUCACGGGGAAGGAGGGAGCGGCGAGGCGAGGAGUGGCAGAUGAAGGAUACCCUGAUGGUGCCCGGGGAGCGACCCACGCGGCGCGGCCUGGGCAGGCUGGGCAUCACCUACGAUGACGCCCUCUCCCUCUCCUCUCCGUCUAGUCCUGAAGAUGAAGAGUCUCGUAGAUUCUCUCAUUCUUCUGCUGAGCUCACGCCGCCACAGGAGAUGUGUGACGGAGGCAGCAUGCAGACACUGGCGGCGCCUCUACCUGCCCACUGCACCAUCUCUGGUCAUAAAGUGGUGGACCGCAGCAGUUCGACGCGGGAGGCAGACCCCACCGGACAGAUCUUCAAGCGCGGCCACGUGUACCACGGCGUGUACUUCCCAACGCUCACUAACAGCUUCCGCGACCUGCAGCUGGAGUCGGCGUUCCAGCGGUACUCUCACAGGCAGCGGCAGCGAUCCCUCAUGAUGGUGAAUGGCGUGGACCUCGCCCUCAAACUGGCCGUGCUAGUCAUCGUCCUCACCCAGGCCAACGCCGACCCUGUCCCGACCAUCACCUACUCAGUGUCGUGGAUGUUGGUGAACGUAGUGUUUUGUGUGCUGUCUUGGUGGCGGAGGUUUGCCAACAACUACCUGCACUGGGGCGCCCUUGGAACCUGGCUAGUCCUCAACGUUCAAGGGUGCAUCUCGCAGGUGUUGGAGCAGCAGCACCUGAAGGACGGCACGAAGAGCGAAAACAUGAUGUGGUACCUGCUGUUCAUUGUGUUCGUCACCUACUCCAUGCUGCCGCUGCCUCUCCGCUGGGGCAUCCUGGCGGGCUCCCUCACUGCUCUCUGCCACCUCGUACUUACCUUCAUCCUCUAUUAUAAAACGGACAAGGACCUGCUCACCACCGUGCUGGCCAACGUGACGCUAUACGUGGCCAUCAACUUCGCUGGGAUGUACACCAAAUACCUGACGGACCGGACACAGAGGAAGGCCUUCUUGGAAACCCGCCGCGCCAUGGAGAUGAGAUGCCGCACGCAGAAAGAAAAUGAGAGGCAGGAGAAGUUGCUGCUCUCAGUGCUACCAAGGUUCGUGGCCCUCGAAAUGAUCCGGGACAUCGCCAAGGAGGAGGAGCGCGGUGAGUUCCAGCCGUCGCAGUUCCACAAGAUCUACAUUCACCGCUACGAGAAUGUGUCCAUCCUCUUCGCUGACAUCAAGGGCUUCACCGCCCUGGCCAGUCGAUGCAGCGCCCAGGAGUUGGUGCGAGUCCUUAACGAUCUCUUCGCUCGAUUUGACCGCCUGGCUAGUGAGAACCACUGCCUGCGGAUCAAGUUGCUGGGUGACUGCUAUUACUGCGUGUCAGGUCUGCCCGAGGCUCGCGAGGACCACGCCCAGUGCACGGUGGAGAUGGGACUACACAUGAUCAGGGCCAUAAAGCUGGUGCGGCAGAGAACACAGGUGGAUUUGAACAUGAGGAUCGGCAUUCACUCCGGCUCGGUGCUCUGCGGAGUGCUGGGUCUCCGUAAGUGGCAGUUCGAUGUGUGGUCUUAUGAUGUCACGCUCGCCAACCACCUGGAGUCCGGAGGCAUACCAGGGCGAGUCCACGUGUCCAAGGCGACGGUGGAGUGCCUCAAGGGCGUGUACGAGGUGGAACCUGGUCUUGGAAUGCUGCGGGACCAAUACCUUAAAGACCACGGAGUCGAGACUUUCCUCAUCAAACGCGAAGAGCCGCUGUACACCCGCCGGCGAGGCCCUCGCUUCUCGCGCUCCAGACUAUGGUCAGAAGACGAGCGAAGCAACAACACCAUCUCCCAGGUAGUGCUUGCUUCUUCCAGCUCAUCAGUCAAGCACAAGUCCAACCUCCCCACCAUCACCACCACACCUUGUGACCUGGAGGAAGAUGACUGCCAGGACUUCAGCACCACCAUUAUCACUGUCACAGAGAAUGUACGCCGCCAUCACCACCAUCCCCACCACCACCACCACCAUCAUGCUGAUCCUCCCAGCAGUAACGGACACACAGUCACUGUUCCCAACGAGGCGCCCAGUGACUCAGAGAAUAAGAAUGAUGAGGACGGCAGCAAGAUGGCUGAGGGCACGGGCAGCCGGUCAGGAUCUCCCAUCAAACUGGAUGAGAUUGCAAUGGACUGGACUCCAGAGAUUCCAUUUGAAAAUCUGAGUUACUACCUUUGGAAGUGGCUCUCUGCCGCUCGCCGAUCUCUAGCUCGCCGGAGGGCACAGGCCAGCAAAGCAGGAUCCUUGCUGGAAAUGGACUGGGAGGAUGAUGCUUUCUUGGAUGAAGACUUUCCUGAACCUCUUGAGGAGGAAGAAGAAGAAACAGAAGUUGCUCAGUUUCCCAGUACAGGAAGCAACUUUACUUAUGAGGUGGAUAACUUGAUGGACAACAGCAUUGAAAUAGAGUCCAACAAAAGAAUGAAGGCUGAACACAUGCAUCCCAUUACUUUAACUUUCAAAGACCCAGACACAGAGGAGAUGUAUCACCAGGUCCGAGCUGACCUUCUGAAGAGCAAUGUUGUGUGCACAUUCAUCAUCUGGGUUCUUAUCGUUAUUUGUCAGUCAAUUGUGGCACAAAAGUGUUUCAGGUUUUUACUGGCUCCCUUCAUACCAGCAACACUCCUCCUGGCAGUAGGACUCCUGAUGGUCAUGGCAGAAGAGUUCCCACAACUGCCACUGAGCCUUCGCCGCCUCUCCACCCGUCUGGCUCGGGCUACUUUUGGCAGGAAGGCCUUCAUUUGUGCUCUCAUGGCCAUUAUAUCAGUACCUUCAAUGCUCACUUUGAUACUUAUUAAUGAACAGUGUAAAGCAAAUCCACAACCUACUUUAGCUCAAGAGUUACCAUCAGUCCCCAAUCCAAGCUUGUCUUCAUCUCUACAGCCAUCCAGUGAAGUAGUAUCAGCUUCAGUGAAAGAUAAUAACAGUCUAAAAACUCAGUUGUCCUCAGCACAGCCUAGGUUUGGCAAUUUCCAGAGCAGAAACUUAUAUCGCACAACAUAUGGUACUCCAAAAUAUAGAGCUGGAGGUGUAUAUAAUACAGGCUCUUUUAAUGGAGAAUCAAUUCACAAAGUAGAAAAUAAGGAAUACUAUAUAGAAAAUUCAACUCUUCCCUUUACACCUAAAUACAAGGAGAAAAGGUCUGUCAAUAUAUCAACAUAUGUGAGAAAGUCUGUGAGGAGAGAAAAUUACCCCGUCAAUGAAAGAAGCAUUUAUUAUUCCAAAAAAGCCAAAUGUAAAACUAAAAGAACUUUGGUGAAAAUUGCAAAUCAUUUAGAAAUUGAAACAAGAACUAGAGUGCGCCGCAGUGAUGAACUGCAAAAAAAAUAUGUUGAUUUCGAAAAAGAGCAUGCUACAGAAAAUAACCAUAUGCAUAAAUUGACCAAUGAAAGUGUCUGUGAAUUUGAAACACCAACAGUUGCAAGUAUUUACCCUCAGUACUUUAUCUACACUUGGGUUCUCUGUAUGGUUGCCCUGGCAUCCUUCCUCAAGCUGAACUACCUGGUCAAGACAAUAGUGCUGGUGUUCAUGGUGACUUGCUAUGGCAUCCUCAUCAUCAACUUCAGCAGUGAAAUUGGUAAUUGUUACAGUGGUGUAUCCCUGACUUAUAAAUUAGCAGUGCUGCUGGUAUUGUUUUUUUUUAUGGUGUCCUAUCAUGGUCGGCUUGUGGAAAUAACAUCUCGGCUGGACUUUGUUUGGAAGCAGCAGGCCUUAAGGGAACUCACAGACAUGAAUGAAUGUCGUCUGUACAAUACUCAGCUUUUGAAGAAUAUUCUGCCUGAUCACGUAGCCACUUACUUCUUAUCAGAUGACAGAAGAGGCGAGAUUUUUCAGGAGUUGUUUUCUAAGGCAUAUGACAAUGUGGGAGUCUUGUUUGCUUCCAUUCCAAAUUUCACACAGUUCUAUUCAGAAGAUGUCAACAGAGGAAUGGAAUGCAUCCGACUGCUUAAUGAGAUCAUAGCUGACUUUGAUGAACUCCUAGAUGAAAAACGCUUUGCUUGCAUUGAAAAGAUCAAGACAAUUGGCAGCACUUACAUGGCAGCAUCUGGACUAAACCCAACAGAGAAGGAUGCUGAGGACAGCCAUGCUCAUUUGUGUGCUUUGGUAGACUUUGCUUUGGAGAUGAAAGCUCGAUUAGAGGAUGUCAACAAGCACUCCUUUAAUAACUUUAGGCUUCGAGUAGGGAUCAGUCAUGGUCCUCUUGUUGGAGGAGUGAUAGGGGCCAAGAAGCCUGUGUUUGACGUGUGGGGCAACACUGUCAAUGAGGCAUCAAGGAUGGACUCAACAGGUGCUAAUGACACCAUCCAGAUUCCCAAAGAGACUGCUCAGAUUCUCAAUUUUAGAGACUUCCGUCUACAGUACAGAGGAAAGAUUUCUGUCAAAGGUAAAGGAGAGAUGGACACAUAUUUCAUACUUGGCAGAAAGGACACCCGACAGCUGAACUUCAAUAGACAGCCUUCCACUUAUAACUCUUUGGCAGAAGUGGUCUAUGGCAUGGUCCAGGCACGGAAGAAGCAGACAAUAAAAAGAAGUAAUACAUCAGUAAGAAGGGACCGUCAAAGGAAAGUUUCGCCAUCUGAGACUGGUAUGUCUACAUCAUCUGUCAGUGGAGGUGGAUUUGGGACACGGGACUUUACUCCAGGGCUUUCUCGUAGAGGAGGCAAGCUAGAAAAAACCACUUCUUCUCAUCACAAUUUGCGCAGUCUUGCAAGGGAUGACCACCGACCAGAAAUUUCCAGUAAAGGGAAAGAUGAAAUAGUAUAAGAUGUAUUAUGAGGCAUUGAUGUGCUUUGUGGAAAUAGAUUACAUCAUUACAGAUGUGAAGGUGAGCUUCCUUCUCAAGAUUCACAUCUCAUGAUAGAACUCUCAGUGAAAAAAAAGAUUUGUAGAUAAUGUGCACAAAGCCAGAAGGUAACAAAGUCAAUGAGUGCAUUCCAAAUACAUCUAUAUGACUAUCAAAGUGUUUGGUGAACAGCACUGGCUGAGACACCAGUGUAAGUGCCACCUGGAACGCUGCUGCCUCAGGUACUGAUUACUAAGUAAGAGUUUAUGGCAUAGCCACAGAACACUAAUCGGGAUUGUUGAUUAUGUGGAAAGAAAACAUUACAUAACUAAGAUGUUAAUAUGUGUGUUGCUAUUCGUGAAUCACAAAAUGUACUUACGUGUGGCAAAAAUAGAUUCAACAAGUUACAGAAAUUUUGUUUCAAAAGAUAGAAAACAUUGAAGGAACAAAUUUUUUCAUGACAAUAAGUUCAAAUGAAUAUGUGAUUAGGUUAAUUUAAUUGAUUGAGACAGAACAGGAAUGGAGUGAUGUAAGGUACUAAUAUGUGAUGUCCCAAUCUUUCCAAAUAUAGACUUGGUAAGAAUUUGCUACUUUAUCAUAGAAAUGGUUGAUCUCCUCCCUAUCAUGUCUGCACAUACAAUAGAAUCAUCCAUAAUACUACAUUUAUAUUCACAUUCACAUUUCAUAACAUGUCAUCUCUCUCUGUAGUAAUUAGUAUCUUUUAACCUUUUUUUAGUAACUUACCUCAGCCCAAAGAUGUAAAACUAGAGUGGAUGUAUAGAUUGAAUGUGUUGUAGAGUAUUUGAUUUUACCUAAGUACCAUAUUUAUUGUAAGUGCCAAAUGAGAAAAAAAGUGUUAAAAGAUUUUUCUGCUGUGAAGAAUUCCAAGCUUCUGUGAUACACAUGACAACCAGAUGCUGUCAAUGUAUUAUUUAAAGAAAUAGUAAUGCUGUAGAAAUUGGUUUCUUUGUUUGACAUGAGAGUUUGCAUAAUCUUGGGUGAUGCUAUGAAAGUGACAGCUGUUCAGGGGAGUGGUUUGUAUAUUUUCUUAUUGACUAUAUUUAUAAUGCAAAGUUCACGAUCAUGAGAUUAUUCUACGAAACUUUCUUAGUAUCUAGUAUUUUACUUACCUAUGUAGUAUCUUAGUGCUGAAAGCAUUAACUGAUUGACUACAGAAAGGAAGACCACAAAUAUAUUUUUUAAUGUAAUUAUGUAUGAAUAAGUCAUGAACACACAAGAUGUCACUAUAUAUAAAAUAAGUCACUGUGCAUAAUAAAUAUCUGAAAUAUA